AUGAAUGUGGAUCAUACCAAUAAAUCUGCAAAUCAAAUCUUUGAGGAAAAAGUCAAGGAAAUGAGCAAUUCGUCUAUCAAGUCCACUACCAUAUUCAAAGUAAAUGUAGGAUUACGUGAAUCAAAUCCAGAUGCUUAUACCCCAAAGAUGAUCUCCAUUGGUCCUUACCAUAACAAAAAACCUCAACUUGGCUCAAUGGAAAAAUACAAACUGUUGUACCUACAACGGUUUCUCAAGCGGAAAACGGAGAUUGAUGUGAAAAGUUGCAUUAGUGAAAUUGAGAAACUAAAAGAUGAAGCACUAAAGUGUUACGACGAUAACCUUGACAGUGACAUUGUUGUCAAAUUUUCACAAAUGUUGUUGCUUGAUGGCUGUUUUAUAGUUGAGUUUAUUCGAGAGCGUUGUGGAAGGAAACCAAGAGAAGAAGACGAAAUCAUCAACAGGGAAUGGAUGAUGGUUCAAGUAUGUCGAGACAUGUUAUUACUAGAAAACCAACUACCUUAUUUUGUACUCACCAUGUUACAUGAAAUGACUAAGGAUCCUACAGAACCAAACUUGAUAAAGAUGGUGAAUUACACAUUCUUUGAUCGUUCCCAAAUAAGAAUCCCAAAAUACUGGAGUCUAGGAGCUUUGGGAGAAGAUAGUAUGGAUAGAACAACUUUAUUCGAUAUCAAGUUUAAAGAUGGAUUGUUUGAAAUCCCUUGUUUUGCAGUUGAGGAUACAUUGGAAACUUUCUUGAGAAAUAUGAUAGCUUAUGAGCAGCACUCGUCUAGUUUACAUCUAAGAUACUAUACGGAUUAUGGUUGGAUAAUGAGUCAACUUAUUGUCUCACAUAAAGAUGUGAAUCUUCUUCGCCAAAAUGGAAUCAUACUUAACGAGAUAGGACAUGACAAACAAGUGGCUACCAUCUUCAACAAACUUACACAAGGGGUCAUUAUUUCUACUAAUGACUUCUACUGCAGUGAAGAAUGCAGCAAAAUAAUUCAACAUUAUGAAAACCCAUGGUAUCAAAUGAUGGCAAAAUUGAGGCACAAUUACUUUCAGAGUCCUUGGGCUGGAGCUUCAACUGUUGCAGCAAUCGUGCUCCUCUUACUCACAGUUAUGCAGACAGUUCUAUCUUUCAUAAGUGCUCUUAAGUAAAAAAAGAUGGGCAGUCUGGUGUACAAAGCAUUCCGUAUUCACUAGGGUCCGGGAAAGGGUCGCGCCCCAAAAGGUGCGACGUAGACAGCCUACUCUAAUAAAUGUUAUUAAAUAGUUGCUUUAAUUAAUUGUAUUCUUUAGUUUAUUGGUU
This is a messenger RNA of Nicotiana attenuata, 1291 nucleotides long. Its product is annotated as UPF0481 protein At3g47200-like. The record is from RefSeq and is a predicted model, not a curated record. The coding region runs from base 1 to 1140 and encodes 379 amino acids. The transcript has 3 exons. Lineage: Eukaryota; Viridiplantae; Streptophyta; Magnoliopsida; Solanales; Solanaceae.